This is a messenger RNA of Pelobates cultripes (western spadefoot toad), 39181 nucleotides long. The record is from the annotation of a GenBank genome assembly. NCBI's taxonomy places the organism in Eukaryota, Metazoa, Chordata, Amphibia, Anura, Pelobatidae.
GUGGGACCUGCCCUGCCUGCAGCCCUCCUCUCUAGUCCAGGUCCAGUUUGUGUUAUCUGAUUAUUUGAUUAUUAUUUUUUGUAUAUUUGGGGGUGUGGUGGUGGGCUGAGCACUGGUGCCCCCGAGCAGGUGAGGAGGUUAGCAGAUUACCCUGGGCAGGUAACACACACAGUCUGUUCUGCAGUAUCUCCAGGGCUUUGCAGGCUGCACGUCCUAGCAUACCUCCUCUUGUGCUUUUUGUUUGGAGGUUCCCACCAGUCUGGUCUCUGUUUGGAGACAUUUCAGAGAAGAUAGAGCCCAGCAGAGCGCAUGGAACGUUCAGCUCCCCUUGUUCUCCUGGACAGCUCACCUCAUCAUCUACUCUCUGUGGAUAGUUAACAAGUGUACCUGUGUUGUUUGGGGUGGGGGGGCUGGAUAUUCUUCAUUCUGGUGGUAGUUUCCAGGAACAAUCUUCUUAAGACUCCAAUGACCAUGUUCCAGCCAGCGGGAAAACGCUGCUUUACCAUUGAAUCUUUGGUGGCCAAGGACAAUCACUUGACUUCAGAAGAACCCAUCCGACCCACAGCCUUGAGCUACCCCAGCUCUACCGCAGACGCCUUUGUCAAUGGCUUCCCCAGCCCGGCUGGUAGGUCCAUCUACAACAACCCCGAGCUGGUCUUCCCCGAGGCGGUCAACCACCCGUCACUGACUGUCCACCCUCACCAGCUGGGGGCGUCCCACCUCCAGCACCCUCACUCCUUCUUUGGACCCCAGCACAGAGACCCCCUCAACUUCUAUCCAUGGGUGCUAAGGAACAGGUUCUUCGGCCACCGAUUCCAAGGUAACCUUCCUACCAGGGUGAACUGAGGGCCACCGGGACCGUCUUACCAGGUGGUGAUGUCUGGGGACACCUGGGUUAGAUCUUCUCGCUAAACAGUGAAUUGUGUAGAUAUGACAAGGUGCUGGUGGUAUUGGGUCCUAAAUAGCCAACUUGGGUCAAGAUAAACCUCCCACUUGGAAAUGAUGGCCCCAAUUUUGCAACUCGGGGGCCAUCUCGCCAGAAACGAAUGUUCUAUGAUAGUAUAGACACUAAACACACAAUUAUCAGGUUAGGUUUAUUACGAGGUAUAAUCAUCUAUACAAUACAGGCCUAUCACCAAGGGUAUAAUACCCAAGAACUCUCUGUCUUCACUUAGAUAACAAUUAUGAAAAUCACUAUAAUAAUCAGUUAAUUACUGGUGUCAACCAACUGUACUAGACAGAAAAUUCGGCAAAACAGCUCACACUAUUAGUGGAAUAGAGAUCUGUUUAUACAUUUACUUUCACCUCCUCAAUUUAUUUAGACAUAUGUGAGCGUGUUUACAUUUUAAUUAACAUUUGUCAUAUAAUGUUAAUUUAUUUUAUUUAUAUGUACAUAUAUUUACAUAUAUGUAAAACUAACAUUUUGUAUAUAUAUAUAUAUAUUAACAAAAUGUUAUAUAUAAAAAUAUAAAAAUUAUAUAUACAAAUAAAUAAAAAUUAAAUAUAUAUAUAUCAUUUUGAUAUUUUUAUACAUAACAUUUUGUUUAUAUAAAUAUAAUUCUUAUCUCGUGUGCAUUUACACUUAUAUACCUAUCGAAUAAAAAUGGAGGUGCACUGAUUUAUCGUUUUAAUGAUAAUGAUCGCAUCGUUGACACAUAUUUCACACACAUUAUCUUGCAGUGUCUUAUUCGGUUAGAUCGUUUUGCCAGGAAGCACCUGUCCCUGCUCUGUGUUGUGUCAUGUUGUUACCGUUCAAAUUAAGUUACAUACCUGGGUUUGAGUGUAGAGGGUCAAAUGGUAAAAAAUAAAAAAAUUAAAAAUCUUAAAUAUUUAAUUAGAAUCUGCAAUAAGAUUUCUUUGACUAUUUAAUAACCAAUACACGAAUCAUAACAAAAAAAAUAAUAAAAUAAAUGCAUGAUUUUUAGUAGAAUAACAUUGAGACGAAUUACAUUAUUUUAAAGGUUUUAUGACAGAGUUAGAGACUGAUUGAAUUAGUUGAUUUACCCCCAAAAGAGAGUUUGUAUUCAGGGUAACAGAUUUUGUUAAGCACGGUUAUCAAACAAUGUUUUCCACCCAGAAAUUAUGAAGGGGAUUUUAACAGCGAGAUUUUCGUUGUGAUUAUUAGUUUUUUUGUUUAUUUUGGUCAGAAGGGGGUUAGAAAUCUUUAUUUUACAAACUGAUUUGAGAUUUCUUUUUUGUUAGUCAGUGUAAAUGAUUGUUGGACUAAGAGGGUGUUUUAGCUCUGUCAGUCAAAGUGUUUUAUAGUUCUGUCAGUGAAAGAGUGUUUUAGCUCUGUCACCGUAAGUGUUAUAUAGCUCUGUCUGUGAGAGUGUUUUAGCUCUGUCUGUGUAAGUGUUUAGCGCUAAAGUGUUUUAGCUCUGUCUGUGUAAGUGUUUUAGCUCUGUCUGUGUAAUAGUGUUUAGUUCUGUCAGUGAGAGUGUUUUAGCUCUGUCUGUGUGAGUGUUUAGCGCUAAAGUGUUUUAGCUCUGUCUGUGUAAGAGUGUUUUAGCUCUGUUUGUGUAAGAGUGUUUAGCUCUGUCUGUGUGAGAGUGUUUCGCUCUGUCUGUGUGAGAGUGUUUUAGCUCUGUCUGUGUAAGAGUGUUUCGCUCUGUCUGUGUGAGAGUGUUUUAGCUCUGUCUGUGUAAGAGUGUUUUAGCUCUGUCUGUGUGAGAGUGUUUAGCGCUAUCUGUGAGAGUGUUUUAGCUCUGUCUGUGUGAGAGUGUUUAGCUAUGUCUGUGUAAGAGUGUUUUAGCUCUGUCUGUGUGAGAGUGUUUAGCUUUGUCAGUGAGAGUGUUUUUUUAACUCUGUCAUUGAAAAAAUGUUUUAGCUCUGUCUGUGUAAGAGUGUUUUAGCUCUGUCUGUGUAAGAGUGUUUAGCUCUGUCUGUGUGAGAGUGUUUAGCUUUGUCUGUUAGAGUUUUUUUAGCUCUUUCAGUGAAAGAGUGUUUUAGCUCUGUCAGUGUGAGCCGUUUAGCUCUCUCAGUGAGAGUGUUUUAAAGCUCUGUCAGUGACACAUUUUUGUCCGAAUCAGUGUGAAAGGAAAUUUUGACAGAGGGAGUGUGAAUGUUAGUGUCAAAUAUUUUAUGGAAUGAUAUCCGAUAGAUUCAGUGAUAGGGUGAUCAUAUUCAGUGGCAAAAUGAUCUGUGUCAGUAAAAGUGUGAUCUGUGUUAGUCAGUGAGUGUCAGUUAGAGUGUGUGUGAUCUGUGUCAGUCAGUGAGUGGUGUCAGUGACAGAGUGUGAUCUGUGUCAGUGAGUGUCAGUGAGAGAGUGUGAUCUGUGUCAGUCAGUGAGUGUCAGUGAGAGUGUGAUCUGUUUCAGUCAGUGAGUGUCAGUGAGAGAGUGGGAUCUGUGUCAGUGAGUGUGUGAUCUGUCAGUCAGUGAGUGUCAGUGAGUGUCAGUGAGAGUGUGAUCUGUCAGUCAGUGAGUGUCAGUGAGAGAGUGUGAUCUGUGUCAGUCAGUGAGUGUUAGUGAGAGAGUGGGAUCUGUGUCAGUGACUGUCAGUGAGAGUGUGAUCUGUCAGUCAGUGAGUGUCAGUGAGAGUGUGAUCUGUGUCAGUCAGUGAGUGUUAGUGAGAGAGUGGGAUCUAUGUCAGUGACUGUCAGUGAGAGUGUGAUCUGUCAGUCAGUGAGUGUCAGUGAGAGAGUGUGAUCUGUGUCAAUGACUGUCAGUGAGAGAGUGGGAUCUGUGUCAGUGAGUGAGUGUCAGUGAGAGAGUGUGAUCUGUGUCAGUGAGUGAGUGUCAGUGAGAGAGUGUGAUCUGUGUCAGUGAGUGAGUGUCAGUGAGAGAGUGUGAUCUGUGUCAGUCAGUGAGUGUCAGUGAGAGAGUGGGAUCUGUGUCAGUGAGUGUCAGUGAGAGAGUGGGACCUCUGUCAGUGAGUAAGUGCCAGUGAGAGAGUGGGAUCUGUGUCAGUCAGUGAGUGUUAGUGAGACAGGAGCAUCAUUCAUUUUAUUUUUUAAGGGAGAUAGAUAUGUUUUUGCAGUAGUUAUGGUUAAGAGCUGUAUUUUAAUUAAGGGAAUGUGAGGAUUUAGUGUUUAAUAACACAGACUGACAGCAGAUAUCAGGAAGCUUACAGGACCCUCCCCCCCCCCCCCCCCCCCUUUCCACCCCAACUCAUUACAGGGUUAUGGAUGUAAAUCCAGAGCAGGCUUUCACUGGGACCACUAUAGCAGAGAGAUGGAUCAUCAAAGCUGCCAUUGUUCCUGGGGAGAGAAAGCAGCUUGUUUUAUCUGCAGGGAUGGAAGUUGCCCCAUUGCCCCAGGCUGUGUGAUUCCCCAGCAUGGCUCCUGGCAGAUAGCUGGAUUAGUGGUCACAUACAGCCAGGAUUACACCAUCCAUACAUUAUCCCAGAGAGGUUGUGGUAUCACUAGUGGGGAAAAGUGCACAGACUGUGUGAGAGUGAACAUUUACACACAGUCUGCCUUCACUGAUAUUAUAUAUAGUAUUAGAUAUCACUAAUAUUACUUUAUAUCACUAAUAAUAUUAUAUAUCACUAAUAUUAUUAAUCCCUAAUAUUAAUAUUAAUAGUAUUAUACAUUACUAAUAUUACUAUAUAUCACUAAUAUUACUUUAUAUCACUAAUAGUAUUAUAUAUCACCAAUAUUACUUUAUAUCGCUAAUAGUAUUAUAUAUCACUAAUAUUACUUUAUAUCGCUUAUAGUGUUAUAUAUCACUAAUAUUACUUUAUAUCACUAAUAGUAUUAUAUAUAGCUAAUAUUAUUUUAUAGCACUAAUAGUAUUAUAUAUCACUAAUAUUACUAAUAUCACUAAGUAUGUCCUGGGUCCACAAAACAUUGUAUUGUUACAAUAGGAUACAAUAUUACAAAAAAAGACAAUAUACAAACAAUAUAUAUUAUACAUACACACAUAUAUAAAUAUUUAACAUAAAACAGGCAAUAAAUAUAUUCAACCAUGCCAGGUGCAUUCUGUGCUGAGGCAUAUUGCCAUAGAUAUCUGAAAAGAGUUUAGAUUAAAUGAAGAUUUGACUGUGUCCCUGAGGUUAUUCCAUAAUUGCAGUGCUCUGUAGGAAAAUGAGAAUUGAGCCACUUUAUUUCUGUAUUGCAGUAUGCUAAAUAUUGUGCUAGUACUGGAUCGGAGGUUAUAUAUCACUAUUAAUAGUAUUAUAUAUCAGUAAUAAUAUUAUAUUUCACUAAUAGUAUUAUAUAUCACUUAUAUUACUUUAUAUCACUAAUAUUACUAUGCAUCACUAAUAGCACUAUAUAGAACUUAUAUUACUAUAUAUAUAUGACUAAUAUUAUUAUAUAUCAGUAAUAAUAUUACUAAUAGUAAUAUAUAUUGCUGAUAGUAUUACAUAUCACUAAAAUUACCAUAUAUACCUGUAUAUAUCGUUAAUAGUAUUAUAUAUCACUAAUAUUACCAUGUAUCACUAAUAGCAUUAUAUAUUACUUAUAUUACAAUAUAAAUCACUAAUAGUAUUAGAUAUUACUAAUAUCACUAUAUAUAUCACUAAUAGUAUUAAAUAUCAGUAAUAGUAUUAUAUAUCGCUGAUAGUAUUAUAUAUCACUAAUAUUACUAUAUACCACCUGAAUGUAUCGCUGACUAUAUAUAUAUCAUUAUACCUCUUUCUCUGACUCUCUCUUUCUCUGUCUCUCACUCUCGCUCUGUCUCACUUUUCCUCUCUGUCUGUCUCUCUUCCACUCUCUCUGAGAUGAAAUAGUUUGAUUGAAAGCAGCUAUAGACACUGAUGAUAUUUUAGGCAACAUGAACUGUUAUUUGGCUCUCAAAAACCCUCUGUCUCUCUUUCUGUCUGUCUCUCUGGAUCUAUAUGUAUGUCUCUCUCUCCUGUCUAACUUUUUUUUUAGCUAUGUGUGUCUGUCUUUCUUAUUGUAAGUACGUCUGUCUCCUUGGAUCUCUGUCUGUUCCUUUGGCCCUCUUUCUGUCUGUCUCUCUUUCUGUCUGUCUCUCUUGGUUUCUGUCUGUCUGCCAAUUUGCUAGCCUUAUUUCUCUCUGGCUGCUAUCAGUGUUUAGUUUGUUUUUUGUUGUUGGUGUUGUUAGUAUUAUAAUCAUUCAUAAAGCACCGAUAUAUUCCGCAGUGAUUUACAAUUAAGGGAAGGGUAUAUUAGUGGCAAAGAGAGCUCUAAUCAAUUGAGAUUACAAUCUGUGUGAUUAUGUUUCUCCCUGUCUGUCUUUGGUUGUCUAUCUCCGUCUCUGGCAUGCUACCUCGUUAUGGCACUCAGUCACUGUCUCUGUAUUUGGACACUGUCUGUCACUCUUGCUCUGUAGCUCUCCUCUCUGUGACCAUCUAUAUCUUAUCUUGUGUAUUUUUAAGUAUAUUCACACAUACAGGGCCAAGUGUAUUGACCAAUUAUUAUUCUCACGUUCAACACAAUAUUGGAAUGCACUCAGCAACAAUGUUGUAAAAAUGAUUGAUAUUAAAUAUUAUAUGUAAAAUUAUUGAAUAUUAAGUAAGUGCACAGUCCACUGCAUGACCCAGAGAGUGAAUACUCAGUCGUACUCUAUACACAGUGCAAUGUAUGUUUCAGAAAUUGAAUACUCAGUCAUACUCUAUACACAGUGCACUGCAUGGCCCAAAGAGUGAAAACUCAGUCAUACUCUAUACACAGUGCACUGCAUGGCCCAAAGAGUGAAUAUUCAGUCAUACACUAUAGACAGGGCACUGGGCCAGAAAGUGAAUACUCAGUCAUACUCUAUACACAGUUCACUUCAUGGUACAGAGAGUUGAUACUCAGUCAUACCCUAUACAAAGUGCACUGCAUGGCCCAGAGAGUGAAUGCUCAGUCAUACUCUAUACACAGUGCACUGCAUGGUACAGAGAGUAAAUACUCAGUCAUACUCUAUACACAGUGCACUGCAUGGCCCAGUGAGUGGAUACUCAGUCAUACUCUAUACACAGUGCACUGCAUGGCCUAGAGAAUGAAUACUCAGUCAUACUCUAUACACAGUGCACUGCAUGGCCCAAAGAGUGAAUACUCAGACAUACUCUAUACACAGUGCACUGGGCCAGAAAGUGAAUACUCAGUCAUACUCUAUACACAGUGCACUGCAUGGCCCAGAGAGUGAAAAUUCAGUCAUAUUCUAUGAACAGUGUACUGCAUGGUACAUAGAGUGAAUACUCAGUCAUUCUCUAUGCACAGUGCACUGCAUGGCCCAGAGAAUAAAUACUCAGCCGUACCCUAUACAAAGUGCACCGCAUGGUACAGAGAGUAAAUACUCAGUCAUACUCUAUACACAGUGCACUGCAUGGCUCAGAGAGUGAAAACUCAGUCAUACUCUAUACACAGUGCACUGCAUGGCCCAGAGAAUGAAUACUCAGUCAUACUCUAUACACAGUGCACUGCCUGACCCAGAGAGUGAAUACUCAGUCGUACUCUAUACACAGUGCACUGCAUGGCUCAGAGAGUGAAUACUUAGUCAUACUCUAUACACAGUGCACUGCAUGGCUCAGAGAGUGAAAACUCAGUCAUACUCUAUACACAGUGCACUGCAUGGCCCAGAGAAUGAAUACUCAGUCAUACUCUAUACACAGUGCACUGCAUGGCCCAGAGAAUGAAUACUCAGUCAUACUCUAUACACAGUGCACUGCAUGGCCCAGUGAGUGGAUACUCAUUCAUACUCUAUACACAGUGCACUGCAUGGCCCAGAGAGUGAAUACUUAGUCAUACUCUAUACACAGUGCAUUGUAUGGCCCAGAGAAUGAAUACUCAGUCAUACUCUAUACACAGUGCACUACAUGGCCCAGAGAGUGAAUAUUCAGUCAUACACUAUAGACAGUGCACUGCAUGGUACAGAGAGUUCAUACUCAGUUAUAUUCUAUACACAGUGCACUGCAUGGCCCAGAGAGUGAAUACUCAGACAUACUCUAUACACAGUGCACUGCAUGGCCCAAUGAGUGGAUACCCAGUCAUACUCUAUACACAGUGCACUGCAUGGCCCAGUGAGUGGAUACCCAGUCAUACUCUAUACACAGUGCACUGCAUGGCCCAGAGAGUGAAUACUCAGACAUACUCUAUACACAGGGCACUGCAUGGCCCAGAGAGUGAAUAUUCAGUCAUACACUAUAGACAGUGCACUGCAUGGCCCAGUGAGUGGAUACCCAGUCAUACUCUAUACACAGUGCACUGCAUGGCCCAGAGAGUGAAUACUCAGACAUACUCUAUACACAGGGCACUGCAUGGCCCAGAGAAUGAAUACCCAGUCAUACUCUAUGCACAGUGCACUGCAUGGCCCAGAGAGUAAAUAUCCAGUUAUGCUCAGUUUUGUUAUAAGAUAAAAAUUCUGCUGCAGGUCCCAGAGUACUUCAUUACUGAUACCUUUACAGUUACUGCUGGACUAAGGGAGAGAUCUGUAAUACUACUAAUUCACACUAUGCUGCAGGGCUGAGGGGGAGUACUGCUGGACUAAGGGAGAAAUCUGUAAUAAUACUAAUAAUUCAAACUAUGCUGCAGGGCUGAGGGGGAGUACUGCUACUAAUAAAGUCACACUAUGCUGCAGGGCUGAGGGGGAGAGCUUUAAUACUACUAAUAAAGUCACACUAUUCUGCAGGGCUGAGGGGGAGUAUUGUAAUACUACUAAACACAUACUGUACUGCUGGACUGACAAAGAGAGUACUGUAAUACUACUAAACCCAUACUGUACUGCAAUACUGAUAGAGAGAGUACUGUAAUACUACUAACCCCAUACUGUAUUACAGUACUGAUAGAGAGAGUGCUGUAAUACUACUAAACCCAUACUGUACUACUGCAGGACUGAUAGAGAGAGUAAUACCACUAAACCCAUACUGUACUGCAGGACUCAUAGAGUACUGUAGUACUACUAAACCCAUACAGUACUGCAAAACUGAUAAAGAGAGUACUGUUAUACUACUAAACCCAUACUGUACUGCAUGACUGAUAGAGUACUGUAAUACUAGUAAACCGAUACUGUACUGCAGGACUGAAAGAGAGCGUAAUGCAAUACUACUAUACCCAUACUGUACUGCAGGACUGAUAGAGAGAGUAAUACUACUAAACCCAUACUGUACUGCAGGACUGAUAGAGAGAGUACUGUAAUACUACUAAACACAUAUUGUACUGCAGUACUGAUAUAGAGAGUACUGUAAUACUACUAAACCCAUACUGUACUGCAGGACUGAUAGAGAGAGUACUGUAAUACUACUAAACCCAUACUGUACUGCAGUACUGAUAUAGAGAGAGUGCUGUAAUAUUACUAAACACAUACUGUACUGCAGUACUGAUAGAGUACUGUAAUACUACUAAACACAUACUGUACUGCAGGACUGAAAGAGAGAGUACUGUCAUACUACUAAACCCAUACUGUACUGCAGGACUGAAAGAGAGAGUACUGUCAUACUACUAAACCCAUACUGUACUGCAGGACUGAUAGAGUAAAGUAAUACUACAAAACCAUACAGUACUGCAAGACUGAUAGAGAGAGAACUGUAAUACUACUAAACCCAUGGUGUCGUGCAGUACUGAUAGAGAGAUACUGUAAUACUACUAAACCCAUACUGUACUGCAGGACUGAUAGAGAGAGUACUGUAAUACCACAAAACACAUACUGAACUGCAGGACUGAUAGAGAGAGUAUUGUAAUACUACUAAACCCAUACGGUACUGCAAUACUGAUAGAGAGAGUAAUUUAAUACCACUAAACACAUACUGUACUGCAGGACUGAUAGAGAGAGUAAUGUAAUACUACUAAACACAUACUGUACUGCAGGACUGAUAGAGAGAGUACUGUAAUACUACUAAACUCAUCCAGUACGGCUGGACUGAUAGACAGAGUACUGUAAUACUACUAAACACAUACUGUACUGCAUGACUGAUAGAGAGAGUACUGUAAUACUACUAAACCCAUACUGUACUGCAGGACUGAUAGAGAGAGUAAUGUAAUACCACUAAACACAUACUGUACUGCAGGACUGAUAGAGUACUGUAAUACUACUAAACACAUACUGUACUGCAUGACUGAUAGAGAGAGUACUGUAAUACUACUAAACCCAUACUGUACUGCAGGACUGAUAGAGAGAGUAAUGUAAUACUACUAAACACAUACUGUACUGCAGGACUGAUAGAGUACUGUAAUACUACAAAACCCAUACUGUACUGCAGGACUGAUAGAGAGAGUACAGUAAUACUACUAAACCCAUACUGUACUGCAGGACUGAUAGAGAGAGUAAUGUAAUACCACUAAACACAUACUGUACUGCAGGACUGAUAGAGAGAGUAAUGAAAUACUACUAAACACAUACUGUACUGCAGGACUGAUAGAGUACUGUAAUACUACAAAACCCAUACUGUACUGCAGGACUGAUAGAGAGAGUACAGUAAUACUACUAAACCCAUACUGUACGGCAGCACUGAUAGACAGAGUACUGUAAUACUACUAAACACAUACUGUACUGCAUGACUGAUAGAGAGAGUACUGUAAUACUACUAAACCCAUACUGUACUGCAGGACUGAUAGAGAGAGUAAUGUAAUACCACUAAACACAUACUGUACUGCAGGACUGAUAGAGAGAGUAAUGUAAUACUACUAAACACAUACUGUACUGCAGGACUGAUAGAGUACUGUAAUACUACAAAACCCAUACUGUACUGCAGGACUGAUAGAGAGAGUACAGUAAUACUACUAAACCCAUACUGUACGGCAGCACUGAUAGACAGAGUACUGUAAUACUACUAAACACAUACUGUACUGCAGGACUAAUAGAGUACAUUAAUACUACUAAACCCAUACUGUACUGCAGGACUGAUAGAGAGAGUACUGUAAUACUACUAAACCCAUACUGUACUGCAGGACUGAUAGAGUACAUUAAUACUACUAAACACAUACUGUACUGCAUGACUGAUAGAGAGUACUGUAAUACUACUAAACCCAUACUGUACUGCAGAACUGAUAGAGAGAGUACUGUAAUAUUACUAAACACAUACUGUACUGCAGUACUGAUAUAGUACUGUAAUACUACUAAACACAUACUGUACUGCAGGACUGAAAGAGAGAGAGUACAUUAAUACUACUAAACCCAUACUGUACUGCAGGACUGAUAGAGAGAGUACUGUAAUACUACAAAACCAUACAGUACUGCAAGACUGAUAGAGAGAGAACUGUAAUACUACUAAACCCAUGGUGUUGUGCAGUACUGAUAGAGAGAGUACUGUAAUACUACUAAACCCAUACUGUACUGCAGGACUGAUAGAGAGAGUACUGUACUACUAAACCCUACUCUACUGCAGAACUGAUAGAGAGAGUAAUACUACUAAACCCAUACUGUACUGCAGGACUGAUAGAGAGAGUACUGUAAUACCACAAAACACAUACUGAACUGCAGGACUGAUAGAGAGAGUAUUGUAAUACUACUAAACCCAUACGGUACUGCAAUACUGAUAGAGAGAGUAAUUUAAUACCACUAAACACAUACUGUACUGCAGGACUGAUAGAGAGAGUAAUGUAAUACUACUAAACACAUACUGUACUGCAGGACUGAUAGAGAGAGUACUGUAAUACUACUAAACCCAUCCAGUACGGCUGGACUGAUAGACAGACUACUGUAAUACUACUAAACACAUACUGUACUGCAUGACUGAUAGAGAGAGUACUGUAAUACUACUAAACCCAUACUGUACUGCAGGACUGAUAGAGAGAGUAAUGUAAUACCACUAAACACAUACUGUACUGCAGGACUGAUAGAGACUGAGUAGAUGAGAGUACUGUAAUACUACUAAACACAUACUGUACUGCAGGACUGAUAGAGAGAGUACUGUAAUACUACAAAACCCAUACUGUACUGCAGGACUGAUAGAGAGAGUACUGUAAUACUACUAAACCCAUACUGUACGGCAGCACUGAUAGACAGAGUACUGUAAUACUACUAAACACAUACUGUACUGCAGGACUAAUAGAGUACAUUAAUACUACUAAACCCAUACUGUACUGCAGGACUGAUAGAGAGAGUACUGUAAUACUACUAAACCCAUACUGUACUGCAGGACUGAUAGAGUACAUUAAUACUACUAAACACAUACUGUACUGCAUGACUGAUAGAGAGUACUGUAAUACUACUAAACCCAUACUGUACUGCAGAACUGAUAGAGAGAGUACUGUAAUAUUACGAAACACAUACUGUACUGCAGUACUGAUAGAGUACUGUAAUACUACUAAACACAUACUGUACUGCAGGACUGAAAGAGAGAGUACAUUAAUACUACUAAACCCAUACUGUACUGCAGGACUGAUAGAGAGAGUACUGUAAUACUACAAAACCAUACAGUACUGCAAGACUGAUAGAGAGAGAACUGUAAUACUACUAAACCCAUGGUGUCGUGCAGUACUGAUAGAGAGAGUACUGUAAUACUACUAAACCCAUACUGUACUGCAGGACUGAUAGAGAGAGAGUACUGUACUACUAAACCCUACUCUACUGCAGAACUGAUAGAGAGAGUAAUACUACUAAACCCAUACUGUACUGCAGGACUGAUAGAGAGAGUACUGUAAUACUACUAAACCCAUACUGUACUGCAAUACUGAUAGAGAGAGUAAUUUAAUACCACUAAACACAUACUGUACUGCAGGACUGAUAGAGAGAGUACUGUAAUACUACUAAACCCAUACUAUUUUGAGUACUAAAAGAGUACCGUAAUACUACUAGACCCAUAUGAACCCAAGUUAGCUAUAGUUAAGGUAUGUAGUAAUACUUUUUUUAAUAGUUUGUUUAUUGUGUGUGUAUUGGGGACAUAACAGCAAGCCUUGUUUCCCAGUGAUGUACCUUGCUCACUGAGUGCAGGGACUGACCUGUGCAAUCACCCAGGGUUCCCCACUCACAUUAUGGGUUUAAGACCGAUGUACUUAGAGGUGAGAGAUGACAUCUAACCUGCUAAUUGGUUCCAUAGAGUAUGGUGGGAUCCUAAUGUAUCCACUGAUAAUUAGCAUCCCAUUGUUGGGGCAGUGUCCUGAUUAGUGUGAUAGGCCAUUGAUCACAGGACUCGGUCAGCCUGUUUAUUGAGACAUCCAGGAGUCAGGGAGGAUGUUAGUGACAUAAAGAGAUUUUAACCAACAGGUCAACUAGUGCCAUUACAUCAAUAUGUAUACUUCAAACAUAAAGUGAGAGCUCUUAUGAAAGCCAGGGCUGUAUCCAGUUUCCUGUAGGGAUCGUGCUAAUUGUGAUCUCACUAUUAUAAUUCAGAUUAAAGCAUAUUAGACAAUGUCUUAUCCAAGUGAGCUGUCUGUAUCCUGUUUAAUGUGAUGGUUUUCUUAAUGUGAUGGGAGUUAAAGUCCAUGCCUGGGAAUACCUAUUAUGUGGAACCAUUAAUUAACUCAUGCCCCCAUUCAAUAAAAUACCAAUAAAUAAUAAUACAUGGAUUCUACAUUGUGUCACUUGUGUCAGAAGUUACACAUUGCUCAGUAAAUGUAUUUAGAACACAUUUGAGCCUACUUUCUAAAACCUCAUUACCAGUAAUUAGCCUGGCUUUUAGUGCAUGCUAGGGAUAUAUUUAUGGGAAGCAGAAAUCUCCCAAACAUUGCAUAGAUAGAGGGCUUAUUGAUUUCUACAUGUGCACUGCCUUAAUUCUUCCACAGUAUAGCAAUAAUCUAAUUAUUGGAUUAAAAGAUCUGUUUCUGCUAUCAUUCAAAUAAUAAUCCAGAGAGGGCUGUACAUCAGAUAAUCAUUUAACAACCUAUUUAUUAAAUGUCCAUUGAGUACAUGGACACACAAUGCCCAUAUGUAUUCCUUUAUUGUUUGUGUAAAGAUGUGCAAACCAGAUGUAAAUAAUCAAUUUAUUGUAGAUCUGCUCCAAAUAUUAUUUGUGUAUAAUUUAAAGGUACAUUUCAGGGGUUUUAAUCUUUUUUUUUUUUUUCAAUUUGAAUUAGAAUUAUUAUUUUUGAUAUGUUUAUUUUUUAGCGCAUUACAAACUCACAACUCCUAUCAUGCUCAGCCAACCACACUCUGCCUGAGCUUGCUGGGAAUCGUCAUUCAACUUUCACACUACCUCUCUGUGACACCAGUCUAGCAGUGAAAAGGUUAAAUACAGGACUUCCCAGCAGUUAGUUAAAUCAAUGUCACUUGUCACUGGAACCACAUUAAAGCCCCCUCAACCCCUUCCUAUUGAUGGGAGAUCAGAUAAAGGUUUCUUCUCUAAUAAAGGUCCCUCCUCGGGCAGUGUGCUCUCUAACAGCCAUUUCAAUGGGCUAAUUGCAGAGCUGGGUUCCAGCAGCAGAAAUGUGGGUUAAAGGCAGGGGAGGGAGGGGGCUGUUUGGAAAUGUCUGAUUGAGCAAAUGGAGCUGUUUAUUUGUGUCUUGAAGUAAUGUUCCUCUGUAUUCCACCUCCUAUUCCCUUCUAAGUGCUAAUUGUUAACCUGCACAUAUUUGUUUUACAGUCUUCCAGGCACUUGCGUUGUGUAGUAAACAAUUUAGUGGCCUCACUGUCCAAUUUUACCAUCUUUCAUUCUCCCCCUUGUCAUAAACAAAGCAAUCCUAUAUCAUUCGAGCACAUAAACAACUCAUAUGUUCAUUCCAUGCAGCAGGCAGACACAGAGUGUCUACUUAUUGGCAUCUCCAAAACAACUCACAGGAAAGGAUUUGUUACUAGAAAUCUUCACACAGACAUUGCCUCUGGUGUACAAAGUGUUAAUAAUCCCCUGGACCCACUCAUAUAAUUCAUUCAUCUAACUUUAUCUUAUGAUAUCUUUCUUAAUUUUCCCAAUAAGAAUACAUAUUGCACAGUUUUCUUCCAACUCUUUAAGGGUUAAUACAGUAUAUGGUUUAACUAUAAAAUAAAAAUGGCUAAUUUUGCCUACAUUUUGCAAAUUCUCCCUCCAGCUUACUAUGGAAUUAAUAUUUUCGACAUUUAUUUAAGUUGCAGAAAUGGCUUCAAUAAAAUAAUUAUUGAAUUGUCAGAAUAAAUAUUAUAAAAUAUUUUGCAGUACUCAAAUAUAAUAAAAAAUGCCAAUUCAGUUUACAAAUAUUAUGUGCAAAAUUAUAUUAAUAUAUUAUUAUUAUUAUUAUUAUUAUUAUUUUAUAACAUAUUUAUAUUAUGGCACUGGUUAAAGCAGGUUAAUGUUUGAUUAAAAAAUUUCAUGUGUGUUAAACUGGGGGCAUACUAUUAUGCUUAAUGUUUGAGUGUUGUAAAGUAAAAUUUACAGUUAAAUAAUAUUUUACUAUAUUAUAAUUAACUGUUUUUACGCUGUUUUUGGAGUCUUAAUAAUAAUAGUUAUCAGUUUUGAUAAUAUUUUCCAAAGAAUAAGAUUUUUUUUUUAAUAUUUAACUCAGGCUUAGUAAAAGAGCAUUUUAACAGUAAGUCAUGUCAACAUUUUGAAUGUUAAAAUGUAAUGUCAGAUAAAAAAAAAGCUAAAACAAUUCAGUUAAACACUUUAAAUGAAAACAAAAUAAAUUCAAUUCCAAACUAAAACUAAACUGGGAUAACAUGGUAUGCCAUUAUUCCAACAUAUGAUACCUUAAUUUAACAAAAAUUUAACAGAAUAGACAUUUAAAAAAAAUUACCCUACAAACAAAAUAUUUAGAUAACAAUAAAAACUGUAAGUGUAUUUGGGUUUAACGUGCAUUCGAUUUUAAUUAUUGCUAAAUAUAUGAAUUUAUUGAAACUACUAUCAUGGUAUAAUUUUGCAGUUAAUGUAAACAUAAUAUCAUUUAUUUUUAUUAUCAAUUUUAAAAAUAAAUACAUUUUAUGGAAAGCAAAUAUUUGUUUGCAAGUUCAAAAUAUUAUAGUUAUUAUCAUUACAUAUUUAUACAACAAAUAGAAUUGGCAGAAUUUAAUACAUUUUAAAAAGCUACAGUUUGCAAAAAACAAAACAAAAAACCCUAUAUUAAUCACUUCAGGACAUGAGUCAAAUUUAUUAAUACAGUGCUAUCCCUUGAGUUAGAAUUUAAGAUCAGAAACAAAAAUGUAAUACUGAUCGGAUCUGUCUAUUAAACAAUGAUUUGUAUGGAUUUUGAAAAAAAAAUGGAUUUUGGCACACAUUGUUAAAUUAGCCACAAAACAUUAAAUAAAAUGAAAAAAUAUAUAUUUUUUUAAAUUUAGAUUUUCUUUUCAAAAAAUUUAUUUUGGCAUAAAUAUUGGUUGUCAGAUUGGUAGUGACUAGGUCCCUAUUGUUAAAGUUCAUUCAAAUUUGACUAAUUGUUAUUUAUAUACAAAUAUUCUUUUUUAUUAAACAUGCACUUUUAAUUUUACAACUUUUUAAAAUUAUUUAGUUUCCUUAUGUCCAAUGGGUUCUGUAUAAUAACACCUUCUGUAAAGCUAAAAUAAUAUAAUUUAAAAUCAAUACAAACAUGCUUGAGUAGUCCGUUCAAUUUCAGUGCAUUCAAAAUAAGUAUGAGAUUAACGUGGAAUGCUCUUUCAAGUAGAUUACUACAUCAUUUAGCAUUCCGUUGUUCCCAAAUAAGUAUGGUUAAAGAGGCUGAGUACGAUUCUUUACAAUAAUUUCUUUAAGCAAAAAAAAACACCUUUUUUAAAUUAAAAUAAUUGGUGAAUUUACAACAGUGUUAAGCUCACAAUUUAUGUUCUCUAUUACUAUUCAAAUUUAACAAACUAUUUUAUUUCUAUUGUAUUGUUUGUCAUGAUCAUACAUGCUUUAGAUGCUGUUUUCCAUUUUAAAUUUUAAAUUUGAAAAUACAUUCGAAAGAACAUCUAACACAAUAACAAACUUUUUAAUAUAUAUAUAUAUUCAAAUGUAUCUAAUUUUUAAAUUUUUUAAUAAAAUUUUACUUUGCUCUUUUUAUUUUCUUAUUUAAUUUUAAUAUUACAAUACAGAUUCUCAUUAAUUGUAUUACUCGCAAAGUAUAUUCACACAACAUAUUCCCAAUAUACUUUUAAUAUCUCUCUCUAUGUAUCUUUGUAAUCAGAAUAUAAUGGUCAAGUAAUGUUUCCCAAUUAUGAAAGUGUCUAAAUCGAAAUUAUAAUUUUUUUCAGUGCUAAUUCUCAAAUUAUUAUACCCAUAAAUCCUCCAUCAGAAUUUAUAUAUUUAUAUUGUGAGAUAUUGUAACUCCAAAAAAUAUCUGUCUCUCUAUAUUAGCUUUUUCCAUCUUUCUACAAAAAAUAAUGUUUUGUGUGUACUUCAUGUUUUACUCAAAAUAUUUAACUUUUUUAUUUACUAUAUUCAUUUCUAAAUAAUAUUAUAAAAUGUUAUUUUUUCAACAGUUUAUAAAUCAAUAUACUGUAUUUGUAUUCCAUACACACACACAUGUACAAACACAACAGCAUUUUUGAAUUUAUAAGAUUGGAUGUGUUUUUGUGUGCUUUGCGAUUCUAAAAAGAUUCAAUGCAGUAUCAUCGUGCAUUCACAAUAUUUCAAUAAGCAAAUGCUUAUUUGGUUUCCUUUUUCUACGUAACGGAUCAAAGCAUUAAGUUUGUAUUUUUAAUUUAGACAGUGUAAAAAUUGUAAUUGCAAGCUCAUUUCAGCAGAACCAUCUUCUUCCUAUGUAUCUCUCAACAUUAUUAUUUUUUAUUUUUUGUUUGUAAAUAUCUGUUUAUUUAGACAAGAGGUUCACCCAUCAUUAUUUUUAACUGUCAAAUACCUACGGUUAUUAUUUCCACACUGUAAUGUAAAUGUAAAUAUAAAGCACUAUGGAAUGUGUUGACGCUAUAAAUGCUGAUAAUUAUUAUUAAUAAUAAGGGAAUCGUGUAAUUAUUUUACUUUUUUCCUACACACUCUUUUUUAUUUUUCCCCCUGCAUGUGUAUGUUGUCCUUAAGAAAUGUAGCUCAAUGCAAAGUCUUGUAUUUACUUUAUUAAUGCAAACUAUGCGUUUUAUCUCAGAUAAACAUUCUAUUCUAUGAAUAUAACUUUAUAAUUUGACAUCACACGAACAAGAGAGUAGCGAAACCUUGUCAUUCCAAAAUACUGUUAGUCCAAAAAAACAAACCAUGAAAUUUUCAUGUCUUGUUAGAAUUUAUGGGAAUCGAUGCAGUUAUUUGGUGACUGACAUGUAGAGUACACUGCAGAUUGUAGCUUUAGUUUUUGGAGAUAAGUUGCCGUGGUGACAUGAGAAAUAAGUUCAAAAAUGUAUUGGAGAUCCAGAGUUAGUAGCCCAGCAAUGAUACGCCAUUGUCCAAUAGACUAGCUGGGUAUUAUUGUUGUUUUUAAUUAUAAGGAGCCAGCAUUUGGCAGAGUGCUGUACCAUAGGUGGAUACACAUAAAAGUUGGAUGUACAACAACAAAAGGGCCCUGCUCCAACAGUUUACAUUGUAAGGCCAGCAGACAUAAUCUGUUUUAAAUUGCCUAUCCAAUUUCUGUCUGGCCAGGCAUGAUGAGGGUUGGAGGAUACAAAUGUUAGAGUUAUAGUGGUGUCAUUUUAGUGAGAUAGUGAUUUCUCAUUUAACCCUUUCUCAUUGAUUGUCUAAUUCAGCCAUGCGUCAGUGAACAUAACAUAUUUUACAGGGGGAAAAAAAGAUGUAAAUUUCAUUCAGAAAUACAGCAGGUAUCGGAGUUUAUCAUAUAUACUUUUUGUAAAGACAAACAUAAAUGUACCCUUUAAUAUUAUUACUAAUAUGACCAUAUUAAAUGCAUAUGCAUAUAUUUUUUUAUUAUUAUUAUUUUACAUUUAUAAUUUUCUUCUGUUUUUAAGACCCUGAUUUAGUAUAUGAAAAUAUGCCUAGUUAAUAGAUGGGUUCUGCAAACAUUUAAUUUUUAAUAGUUAAUAGUUAAUUCUUAGGUAUUUUUCAGUCGGUGACUUGGAAACGCAAUUCUCAACAUUUUUAAAUAAAUCUAAAAUAAAAAGCAGAGAACACUUUUUCUGUGAACAAUUCAGUGAUUGAAAUCUCGGUCCGCUGAUGUUUCAGUUUCCUGAGAACAUCUCAUGAUUAGCUCUGUAACAGCUGUAUAAACGUAUUUAUAAAAAUCUGUUCCUUUAACCUGCUAAGGAGCAACGAUGGCCUAUGUCAUCAUAGCAAUCUGUUCCUUAGAGACUCUACUCUGACAUGAAUUACUCAUUUAGCAUUAUCCGAGCGCUGUAGAGCUGGUGCUUAAAUAUAAGUACAACCUUCCUUGCUAGCAACGCAUUUUAAGACCCGUGCUGGGAUGAUGCCAGGAGUUGUCAAUCUUUCUUCUUAAUUUGUCAACAGUAAAGAAAUAAAAAUACUUUAAUCACAAAUGGACAUUUAUUUUAACCACCAUAAUUCAGUUUCUAUUAUUUGAUAUUAAUAAGAUGAAGUACUUGAGAAUUAAUAUCACUUAUUUCUUACAUAUGUUUAAACAAUUUAUAGCUAUUUUUGCAUAGAAACCUGCAUUUAAUAUAUUUACAUUUUCUCUCUGAAUAUCUGGUCACAUUGCCCCAAAGGCAUCAAGUGGGUGCGUGUGGGCAUUUAUUUUAUGGACAAAAGAGAAAAUUAAUUUUUGUUUCCUAAUGAAAAUGUUUACUUAGCUGUACCUAUCAUGUUCUGCUUCAAUCAGACAAGCUUAAAUAAAAUUGUACGCACUUCCUUGUUUCCUACAGUUAUGUAGUUGGGGUACAGGUAGACAUUAUUUACUCAAAUUGUAUUGAGAAGCAGGAUCCCAGCCAAAAAAAACUGUUUAAAUGUUAGAUAUAAAAAAAGAUUAUUUUUAAUGGGUAACUUCACAUCACUCACUUACUGCCUUCCCCAGUAGAAUGGAGAUUUCUUUAGAUUCUGAAGAAUCUAAUGAUGGAAUUUAUAUUAGUUAGACAGUUUGUUAUUUAUCAAAUUUAUUACAUCAAAAUAUGCUCUUACAUGGUGGUCACCGUUGUAUUGUGUCAUGUGAUGUUUGAGUUCCACCUCCUACUUUUAGAUCUCAUUGUGCUGUUUGCUUUAUGACAGGACUUAACGUUAAGUCACAACGUCUUUAAAAAGUCUUUUUCUAGAUCAUAAAUAGUCAUUAUUAUUAUUAUUAUUAUUUUAUUAUUUAUAUAGCGCCAUCAGAUUCCGUAGCGCUGUACAUUGGGUGGACUAACAGACAUGUAAUUGUAACCAGACAACUGGACGUACAGGAACAGAGAGGUGGAGGGCCCUGCUCAAUGAGCUUACAUUCUAGAGUUAUAGUUAUAAGAUCUACCCGAGGCAGUGAAACCUGUGGAUUUAAGAUAAGAACUGGUUAGUUCAAUCUAGGAAAAUAAGAUUAAAUGAGAAAGUCACACACAAAUGACAACAGUUCUCAGCAGUUACAGACACUGUAUUUCUAAAAAGCAUGCAUUAUUUUUAUACUGCUAAGUUUGCAGUGCUUUUUAUAAACUUAUUUUAAUAACAUAUCUGUACCCCUUUUACAUUGCUUGUUCUUUUGUGUUUAGCGGGGGAUAUCUCCGAUAUCUCGAUUGGUUAUAUGCUAUGCAGUACAGUACCAUGGUAUACGUAAAAUGGUAUGGUAUACCAUGGUAUACAUUUAAAAAUAAAUGAAGUAAUAAUGACACAUGUAUUUGUAAAUAAAGAAUAAGUUAGGAAGGAUUUAAAAUGAUUUGGCCGAGCCAAAGUCUAACCUUUAUCCACUAACAGAUAACUUGAGCGUUAAAUGCUAUUUAGAAUCUCUUUCUGCAUGUAUAUACCUCUCAGUCCAGUGAGCGAAACUGUGGGGUCUAUUCUCUAAACUCUGAUCAGCGGUGCAUUGAGAAUUAGCUUGGAAUAUUUAUGCCAAAAUUAAAGAUGCAAAAAAUUGCCAACUCCGCUGUACAUUAUUUUUUGUAUGACUGCUGUUCCAUAUUACCCUAAGCAGCCAGACAGGUUUGGCUAUUGCCCGGGAACGACUGUAGUCCUGAAAUGUGUGUGUGUGUGUGUGUGUGUGCAUGUGUGUGUGUGUGCAUGUAUGAGUGUGUGGGUAUGUGGGUGUGCAUGUAUGAGUGUGUGGGUGUGUGGGUGUGCAUGUGUGUGUGUGUGUGUGUGUGUGUGCAUGUGUGAGUGUGUGUGUGCAUGUGUGUUUGUGUGCAUGUGUGAGUGUGUGUGUGUGUGUGUGCAUGUGUGUGUGUGUUUUAAUCCAACUAUAAACCUUUUACUGACAGAGGAGUGUGCAACAUGUUUUACACCCCACUGUUCUCAAAGGGUUAAUAAUCCUGGGCAUUCUUCCUGCACCAUAACGGUGGCCGUGGGUACAUGGCAGAACUGAAAUGAGGCAUUUAUCAAAGUUUGCAUGCAGUGAAAUCUCUACCCUGCAUGCAAUAAACACUUCCUGAAGAUUAUUAUGAUUAAACGUCCGUAAGGAUUAACUCCAACAUGUUAAAAUAACACUGCUACGAUCUGCGGCAACCAGCAAACACACGCAGUGCUUUCAUAAGCCAAGCUCUGAUAGUAUUAUGUCAUCUGUAAAAAAGGAAACUAAAUGUGUUUAUUUAUAUUACACAAUUUGAGGUUUCUCGUUUAAACUCAGCAAAUGGAGGGGGGCAUUUACUACAUUUACUAUGAGUUUGUAAAAAACCUUGUAUAUAAAAUAGCAAAACCUUUGCUUAAAAAUAUUUCUGUCCUUUUUAACAAGGUAUCAGGCUAUUAUGAUAGAAUUCCAUGUAAACUGCAGGAAGGUGUAGAGAUACCAGUUCCCCUCUUCUGAGCUGUAAAUAUUGUCUCAAUAAAUAAAUAAUAGGAUAAUGCUCGGGCCCCUUUAUAACCGCAGAGGAUCAGGAGUGACUAAUCAUUCCCCCCAUGUGAGGCCUCUAACACUCGCCUCCAAGACUUCUCCAGGGCUGCACCUCUUCUGUGGAACUCCCUUCCCUUCUCCGUAACACUUUCACCCAGUCUCCACUCAUUCAAAAAAUCAUUAAAAACUCACUUCUUCAAGAAAGCAUAUCAAUUAAACUGUUAGCAGGUUUUUAUCCCCCACCCCCCAUGACUCCUCUCCUGCAACUGUCAAAAAUAACCUACUAAGCCCUCAGUGAAUACUUUUCUAACAACCUACUUCGUACCCCUACUUUUACCCUUUCUGUCACCAUACCCCACUCCCUCUACAAUGUAAGCUCAUUUUGCUGGGCCUCCACCUCUCUGUUCCUGUACGUCGAGUUGUCUGGUUACAAUUACAUGUCUGUUAGUCCACCGAUUGUACAGCGCUACGGAAUGUGAUGGCGCUAUGUAAAUAAUAAAAUAAUAAUAAGAAUGAGGGGUCUCUGGGACAACCACUAACUUAGAAGAAUGCUGGGGUCUUUGUGUUCCCCUACUAAAAGCAGUGAUGGUGGAGAAAGGGGAAAAAAAUCAAAUGGGGACCAUUGUAUAGAACCUGCAUAACGGUCCAAUUCUCAUGCAUCACACAGUUGUCUUUUUAUAAUUGUUAACAAAUGCCUAUUUCAUUGAGUAGAAGAUAUGCAUUUAAAUACAUUGUUUGACUAUAUAGGACCAUGGUAAGUAGAUAACAAAUAUUUUUAUUAUUGUUUUACAAACAUUUGUUUUCAACAGGGAGAGAUUUGGGAUGACUUCCCCUAUGUCCACAUUCACAUAUAGUCGGAUGGUUGAAUGUAGACAUUUAAAUUAUUUUAUUUAGUGUACACAUGAUGUCUGGUUUAUCUAGCAUCCUUUUGGGGACAUUGAGCAUCCUACUGGGGACAUCCCAGGGGAGCUGAGUACUCCCCUGGGAUGUCAUUUAACUGGAGCUUGUAAGGACAUGUAAAUCCCCUCUCAAAUAAAUAAAUACUACAAACACCGUAACCACUACAGCAUGCUAUAGUAAUUUGGUCCAGGAGUGCACUGGCACCUUUCCCCCCUCCCACUGUAAGUAGUCAAACCACCAAUUUUCCCACCAUUGAGAAACAGAAGCUCCUGCAUGGAGCUCUCCUGAGCUAAAUCCUGACCUUCAGGGCCAUCUCAAUGGCCUGGAGUGUCAGCUGAUUGUUUUCAGCCAAUGAGCUAAGCUCCGAAUGGCAGGGUUUAGAUUAACGCAGAGAGCUUCUGGCUCCUAUAGUGGAGGUGACAGAGCCCAGGUAAGUUGUCAAGCCAUUGGUAAACUGUUUGAAUAUUUACAUUGGGGGACACACCCGCACUCUAUACUGGCAAUGGCGCUUUAGAUGUACCCAUACUAUGCCACUCAUUGAGUGUGAGAAUAGAUGGGAGUUUGGGUCUUUCUAUGUUCUAUGUUCUACUAAAGUCAUUACCUACAUUACUAGAGUACAUGGAACCCCUUCAGGGGAGACCAUUGCAAAGGAUUUUAGGGGGAGCCUGGGAUCCCCACAGUUUUUAAACGCUCAAUAUCACCAACAAAGAGAAAAAACAAAGCAGUAGUUCGGCCUCCAUUUUUCUUUGUUUCAAACUUUAUUAUUGUUAUGAAUCAAUGUGCUCGAUUCAGUAUGAUAUAGACUGAAUUAUUUCGUAAAGAACAAGUUGAAACAUAUAUACUGUACACCUUGCAUUACAUUUUGUUGGAACGACAUGUAAAGAAAGAAAAGGAAAAUUACACAAUGCAACAAAUUAAACAGUUAACAAAAAUAAAAUAAACUAAGUAUGUUCGAAGUUAGCUCAAUAUUGGGGACAACUUGCUUGAGAAGUUGGCAUUAUUGGUUGGCCCAUUGGUGAGUUGGCCCAUUAUAAUUGUGUGGUUGAUAAUUAUGUUAUUACUUGGAGGUUGUCCUGAUAUAACUGUGGGGGUUGGCUCAUUAUAACUCUGGUCAAGUACCAGUCUGUAAAUUUGAAAGUGGAUUUAAUUUUGGGUUGGGUAGUUAUACCUAGCAUGCUGAUAUAUAGUUCUGCCCUCCAUGUUAUAAUCCUACACAUUGAUGCAAAACAGGCUGACUGGCCAUUGGUCCUUGAGGUCAACAAUGGAUCCUAUCCUAGAGUAUCCUAGCUUCCUAAACUUUCACCUUUUGCCUCUCCUGACACCAUUGCUUUGAAUGACCCUGUGCUGAUAGCUGAGGCCUAGUGUGCUACAGCCAAACAAGAUAUUUAGAGAGUUCCAGUUUCAACUAGUAAACAAUACUAUAUGUGAAAAAAAUACCUCCAUGGGAUCCAGACACUAAGUACCUGAUCUUAGCUGGUGAAUGUUUAGCUGGACAGUAGGACAGCUUGGUUUGAUUAAUCUAGGGAAAAUUUCAUUGCAUUUAGUUUGGGAAAUUCAUUACUUGCUGAGUUAUUCGAAGAUCCACUGAUUUCAAUCCAUUCUGGAUCCCUAAUCGGUUUAGUCAUAAGGUACCUGGUUUGAGAACCUUGACUUGUCCAUCUAGAGCUCCACCACUAACUAGUUAUCAGUUGUGAACAAGGAUCCCACCAAUCACUCAAUGAGUUUGACCUCUUUGGUACUUUAUUAUUAUUAUUAUUAUUGUUAUUUAUAUACCACCAACAGAUUCAGCAGAACCACCAACACAUUCAGCAGCGCUUAAUCUGUUGUUAUCACUGCUCUAUACAUCAAGAAAUUAUUACCAUUGCUCUAUACAUCAAGAAAUUCUAUGUAAGAACACUAAAUAUGAAUUACAUAUUAUUUGUUCUCAUUGGUCCUGCAGCUGUUUGUAUCAUACUGGACCAUUACUUACAGUGCUCUCUCACUCUCUAUGUCCCCAGGCAGUGAUGUUUCCCAGGAAAGUUUACUACUUCAUGGUCCCUUUGCCCGGAAGCCCAAGAGGAUCAGGACGGCGUUUUCCCCAUCACAGUUACUGAGGCUGGAGAGGGCGUUUGAGAAGAACCACUAUGUGGUUGGAGCAGAAAGGAAGCAGUUGGCCAGUAGCCUAAGCCUGUCAGAAACACAGGUAAUGGCAAAUAGAUUGAUGUAUGAACUACGCAUGGUUUAGGUCUGCGUUAAUAUAGCUUUUCACAAGCUAGAGAGAGGGGUUUAAAGGUUAAGUAUGCUUUAAUCAAUAUGUAAUGCUUCAAGGUUUGUGAGAGGUGCAUAUGACUGAAUGCUAGGCCUCUAGGGUAUAGCUCAGUCCUCCAUGUUUAUAGUCUGCUAGAAAAGCAAAAUUGAUCUUCUUAAUGUUAUGAAGACACAAAUGUAGAAAUUAUGGGGCACAAAGCUCGACUUAGAAUAUUUACAUUCCAUUAGCUUUAACAUGUUUGCACCAGUAUUAACUAAAUGUCCAAGAAUUACUCCAAGUGUGCCUUGACAUAUAUAUGGCUAAUAAUAUAAAGUGAUUUGGCAUAAAUUAGGACAUUACCAUUGAAGAGCAUUUCUUGAAAUGUAGUCUCAUUUUUCGGUGUAAUUAAUUGGUAGUGAAUGGGUAAUAUAUUUUUUCAGUGUACUUGAUGGAUCAAUAUGAUCAUAUACAGUUCCCUAUAGUUGAUGAUUUAUGAGUGCUGUGUCAUGUAUGUAGUUUAUCAUGACUGUACAAGUGGUAUAUUAUUAGAACUGUGUGAAGCAUUACUGCUAUAUCACUAAUAAAUGUCCAGAUAUAUAUAAUCAGUUAUGGAACCCUGUCAAAGAUCAGAAUAUAUUUAAUCAGUUAUGGAACCCUUGUCAAUAAUCAAAUGAUAUUUGCAUUACUGCUAUAUCACUAAUAAAUGUCCAGAUAUAUUUAAUCAGUUAUUGAACCCUGUCAAAGAUCAGAUUAUACUUAAUCAGUUAUGGAACCCUGUCAAAGAUCAGAUUAUAUUUAAUCAGUUAUGGAACCCUGUCAAAGAUCAGAUUAUAUUUAAUUAGUUAUGGAAUCCUGUCAAAGACCAGAUUAUACUUAAUCAGUUAUGGAACCAUAAAAAAGAUCAGAUUAUAUUUAAUUAGUUAUGGAACCCUAUCAAAAAUCAGAUUAUAUUUAAUUAGUUAUGGAACCCUAUCAAAGAUCAGAUUAUAUUUAAUUAGUUAUGGAAUCCUGUCAAAGAUCAGAUUAUACUUAAUCAGUUAUGGAACCCUGUCAAAGAUCAGAUUAUACUUAAUCAGUUAUGGAACCCUGUCAAAGAUCAGAUUAUAUUUGAUCAGUUAUGGAACUCUUGACAAUAAUCAGAUUAUAUUUAAUCAGUUAUGGAACCCUGUCAAAUAUCAGACUAUAGUUAAUCAGUUAUGGAACCCUGUCAAUAAUCAGAUUAUAUUUAAUCAGUUAUGGAACCCUUGACAAUAAUCAGAUUAUAUUUAAUCAUGUGUGGAACCCCCUCAAUGAACAUUUUAUAUUUAAUCAGUGUCGGUACCCUGUCAAUUAUCAAAUAUAGUUAAUGAAAGAUGGAAAUCUGUCAAUGAUCAGAUUAAAUUUAUGUAGUAAUGGAACCCUGUCAGUGAUCAGAUUAUAUUUAAUUAGUUGUGGAACCUUGUAAAUGAUCAGAUAUAUUUAAUCAGAGGUGGAACCCAUUCAAUUAUUAAAUAUAUUUAAUGAAAGAUGGGAAUCUUUCAAUGAUCAGAUGAUAUGUAAUCAGUGCCGGAAUCCUGUCAAUUAUCUCAUUAUAUUUAAUCAGUGGUGGAACUGUCUCACUCAGAUAUUAGAUUUCUAGAGCUUGAGCAAUUUCAUUUGUAGAGCCAUAUAACCAGGCAACGGGCUUCUAUAGGGGUUAUUGUAGAUACUCAUUCUAAAUGUGUGUGAUUCAUUCUACAUACUUUGAAGAAGAUUUGUGUAUCUACCACCCUUACAGGAAACAAUUAUGAAACUUUGGGGUUUAUUUAGUAAACUGGCAGUUAUGGAUAAUUGACUCAUGCAUUGCAAGCUUUAAAUCAAAACAGAUUAUUUAAAAUCCAACUAUUUAUUUUUUUGUACAAGUUUGGGGCUAUUUUGGCUCAGAUUGUUUAAUUCCCUUGUCAAUUCUUUGCGUCUCCAAAUUUAGCAAGUACACCACAUUUUCCUCUAGGUCGCGUUAUAACUUCAGGUAUGUUAAAUAAUAUCCUACCAACAAUUUCUGUACUUAUUUUUUUUCAUAAAGAGUGGAUAUAAAAUCCCCCCUCUCCCACCACCUCCAGUAAACAUUGGCCUUCAUUCCAGGGUUACUAUAGCUGGAUAGUGUGAAACGCAGUCGUGUGCGUGUGUUCUGCGAUUGCAGCAGACACAGCUGGACACGUUGACUUAUUUGUGUAUAUACUUCGACACAUUCGCCUCAAACCAUCUGUGAUAUAUUCAGCUUUAUAUGCUAAUAUUUCCAUUUUUAACCAGACAUCUCCGCACAGCUAGCUCUAAAUAUUCACCUAAUGCUCCCCGCUUUGCAGCUCAAACGCUGUAUAGUGCUUCAAACAUAUGGAGAUUUAUACUAAUUAUAAUCAUAUACCGCAAUAUGUCCCCAUAACUAAACUACGUAGAGAUAAAAGCAAAUGAAGAUCUGUAAUAAUUAUAACCAUAUACUGCACUGGGAGCCAGCCACAAAAAUGCUAUAUAGUGCUAAUUAUUACUGUGUACUGCCAUGGGACCUGCCAUGGGAUCCCAUAACUACUCAUUAAAUAGUGUUAUAAGCAUAUGAAAAUCAAUAUUAAUUCAUAAAUGAAAAACAAUAUAUCCCCAUUGAUUCACAAUAAACAAACUUCAAAAUGGCUACUUUCAUUUGUUGGAAGAGAUUUGUCAGAUGAGUAAUAAAAACUGGGACUGGCUUCCAAAAAUUCUAAAGCCCGUAAAAGUAUAAGAUCUGUAAUACUAUCAGGGUUAUCUACUGAUGGGAGAAAUUGGUGGAGACUCAAGUGAUUUUAAAGUGAAUUUCAAAUUUCAGGUCGGAAUAGCCCAGCUGAGAACAGAAUUGACUUGGAGAAUUUAUCUAAUUUGGCUUUUGGAUACAUUUUUAUAUUCACUUUAAAAUCGCUUUGAGUUCCUGGACAUAACUGCGGACAUCUUACUCAAUGUCUUGUUUUUCAGACCCUAUAUCAGCACAUCGCAUGGGGUAAUUCAAUACCAGGCCGCCCAGUAGAACCCAAUUGUGGUACAUUGUGCUGGGUAACUGAGUUGGAGACUGAUUAGAAACAUAGAAUGUGACGGCAGAUAAGAACCAUUCGGCCCAUCUAGCCUGCCCAAUUUUCAAAAUACUUUCAUUAGUCCCUGAUAGAAACAUUGGCUAAUUAGAAUUUGGCUAUUUUGCUUACAUUUGUAAAUGCCUAUUGGAUUUAGCACAAAUUAGUUGAGUAAAAAAAAAAGCAAAAAACCCAGGCGUGGCUAGACCCCCGAUGCUACCUCACAGAAGAAUCUAGUUUGGGAAUUAUUUAUAUUUUUUAUGUUCUCCGUAGGUUGCAAAGCAUUUUGUGGCUCCUAUCACGAGAGAUGUAAAAAACAGAAUAUUUACAACUUUGUUCUGCAUCAUGGUCCUUAUCUUAACCCCUUAAGGACCGAGGACGGUUCAGGACCGUCAUCGGCAUUUUUGCGUUGCCGACCGAUGACGGUCCUGAACCGUCCUAACGGUCUGGGGGUACUUACCUGAUCGCCGUCGUUCCCCCGGCGGCGAUCAGUGUUCCUCCGGUUGUGGGGAGACUGCCUGCAGCCCAGACAGUCUCCCCACGGCAGAUUAGGACCCCUGUGGCCAUGUGAUCGCUUAACACAGCGAUCACAUGGUCACAAUAGGUGUCCAUGUGUCUGCCUGCAGGGGGACUGUCUGUGCUGACAGGCAGUCUCCCUGCUUGUGUAAAAUCAGAAAAAAAAAAUAAAGUUAGUGUUAAUUAAAAAAUAAAAAUAAUUAUAUAUGUGUAUAUAUGAUAUAUAGACAUAUAUUAUAUCUAUAUAAUAUAUGUCUAUAUAUCAUAUAUAUAUAAUGUCAUACUAAGUGUAUUUUUAUAUUAAUAUGUACUUAUAUUAAUAUAAAAAUACACUUAUAAUUAAAUUACACGUAUAUAUAUAAUAUAUAUAAUAACUAUAUAUAUUGUAUAUAUAUAUUAUUAUAAAAUAUAAAUAAUAAGUAAUUUAAAUUAAAUAAAUUUUUUUUUAAAUAAUAAUAAAAAAUUAAAAAAAUUAUAUAGCUAUAUGAAAUUUUAUUCUAACUGUAUUUUAAAAUUAAUAUAUAUAUAUUUAUAUCAAAAUACACUUAGAAUGAAUUUGUAUAUAUAUCUAUGUAUAUAAAAAUAAAUAAAAAUAAUAAGAAAUAUACAUAUGUCCAUAUACAAAAUUACAUAAAUAAUUAUAUAAAUAUACACGUAGACUUCAAAUAUAUAAAUAUGCAUAUAUAUUUAAAUUCUACGUGCGUAUUUAUGUAAUAUUUUUACAUAAUUCAGUAAUUUUAUUGAUUGCAAUUUGAGGGACCUGCCUGCCAACCCAGGCCGAAAUUCCAGAGAAUUUAAUUUGCUAGCACUGUAUUUUACCCUGUAACGUUCUACGACACCCUAAAACCUGUACAUGGGGGGUACUGUUUUACUCGGGAGACUUCGCUGAACACAAAUAUUAGUGAUUCACAACAGUAAAACAUAUCACAGCGAUGAUAUUGUCAGUGAAAGUUACUUUUUUUGCAUUUUUCACACACAAACAGCACUUUUACUGAUGAUAUAAUUGUUGUGAUACGUUUUCCAGUUUUUAAACACUAAUAUUUGUGUUCAGCGAUGUCUCCCGAGUAAAACAGUACCCCCCAUGUACAGGUUUUAUAGCAUUUUUGAAAGUUACAAGGUCAAAUAUAUGGGUCAAAUAUUUUUACAUUGAAAAUGGCCAGGUUGGUUACGUUGCCUUUGAGAGCGUAUGGUAGCCCAGGAAUGAGAAUUACCCCCAUGAUGGCAUACCAUUUGCAAAAGAAGACAACCCAAGGUAUUGCAAAUGGGGUAUGUCCAGUCUUUUUUAGUAACCACUUGGUCACAAACACUGGCCAAAAUUAGCGUUCAAUUUAGUUUUUUUACUUUUUUCACACACAAACAAAUAUGAAUGCUUACUUUGGCCAGUGUUUUCGACUAAGUGGCUACUAAAAAAGACUGGACAUACCCCAUAUUGAAUACCCUGGGUUGUCUACUUUAAAAAAAAUAUGUACAUGUGGGGUGUUAUUCAGAGAUUUAUGACAGAUAAUAGUGUUACAAUGUCACUAUUGAUAAAUUUUAAAAAUGUAUGUUUUGAAACCGCAAUAUCCUACUUGUACCUAUAGCCCUAUAACAUGCAAAAAAAGCAAAAAAGCACGUAAACAUUAGGUAUUUUUAAACUCAGGACAAAAUUUUGAAUCUAUUUAGCAGUUUUUUUCAUUCGCUUUUGUAGAUGAGUAAAAGAUUUUUCAAGUAAAAGUCAAAAAACAUGUAUUUUUUUCAAUUUUUCAUCAGAUUUUUUUAUUUUUUUUAAAUUAAAAUACAUGAGAUUAUAUAAAUAAUGGUAUGUAAAGAAAGCCCCUUUUGUCCUGAAAAAAACAAUAUAUAUUUUGUAUGGGAACAGUAAAUGAGAAAGCGGAAAAUUACAGCCAAACACAAACACCACAAAAGUGUAAAAAUAUUCCUGGUCGCAAAUGUACAACAUCGCAAAAACAGUCCAGUCCUUAAGGGGUUAAGCUUGGCCAAACGUUACUUCAACAGACCUCAAUAAGCUUAGAUAUUUCUCACCUAGCUGGCCAAGCUUGUGUGAGUUCGUCUUAUAUUGUCUGUUAUUAACUAUAAAAAAAAAAAAUGCAGAGUUUCAUUUUGUCCCACACUAAUGUGAUAGAAUUGUGUAUUCUUGUGCCAUCGCUGUUGUGGCAUGACUGCGAACAACCAUGUAACGUGAGCGGUAAUAAAUAAAGAUAGACAAAAAAAAUACAAAUAUUUACAACUUUGUAUAAAAUACACCCAACAUUGGCAUGGGGUCGGGUAAAAAUUGAGUGCAACUCAUGUUACUGCCCAAAUGGGGCAGGCUGGCCCAGAAAAGUGGUGGGUCUGCCUAUGGAAUUGACAGGCAUGCCCACUAUGGAUGGACCAUGCAGACUGUGACCCUAGAGCCCUGAGCAUAGUGUAAGCACAUCUUAUGAUGCACUUGCGCUACACUUUUUGGAGACAGUUACCUAGUGUCCUCAACAGUGGGACACCAGGGAACAAAGGCCUUCAUUUCAUUUCCCUGAAUCAGAAUCAAAAAAUAUUCCAAUAGUUUCAAAUGAUUUAUCUGCAAAAUUUUCAUAGAAAUGAAUGGUGACUUCUGUAGAAAAAUUAUUUGAAAAGUUUUUUCUAAAAUAUUAGAAUAAUGUCUGACACUGAUCCAAGACAAAUUAAAUCAAGGUCAAAAUCAGGACAGCAGGAUUGGACCCUGAUAUCAUGACUGUCCUGCUGAUUGGGACUAUUUGGAGGCCUCCUAUAAAAUUUGGAAAACUCACGCAGGUCUAAAUGUAUUUGGAAAUUACUGAAAUUUGUAGCAGGUUUUAAGGAUCCUACAUGCAGUGUUUUUUCUUUAAUGUAUUUCUGAAGCCGCUAUUACUGUGCAAGAAAUAUUAAGACAUACGUUUAAUGUCAUGUUUUAUAAAAAGGAUCGGUAAUGUUUAACGCUAUGCCAGCCUGACAUUUUCCGGUUAUUUAUUAUAUAAUAUUUUUAAAACAGUACUAAGCUACAUAGUGUUUUUUGCUACCUACCACUUAAAAUGUACUGUUUUACCAGAAUCUUCUUAAAUUAUUUUCUUGUAAACACUAGCAUAGCAUCUUCCAGAGGUUUCUCAGUCAGUGUACAGAUUCUUUCCUGCAGAGUUUGCAAUUUAGAGGAUCAGUGAAAGAUUUAACUUUAAUAUGAGUUUAGUAGAACUAUAUGUAUUGGGGAAAUACGUUUUAGGUACCGUAUAUACUCGCGUAUAAGUCGAUCCGAAUAUAAGUCGAGACCCCUAAUUUUACUCAAAAAAACUGGGAAAACUUAUUGACUCGAGUAUAAGACUAGGGUGGGAAGUGUGUAUGAGUGCAGUGUGUGUGAGUAUGAAUGCAGUGUGUGUGUAUGAGUGCAGUGUGUGUGUGUGUAUGAAUGCAGUGUGUGUGUGUGUGAUGCAGAGUGUGUUUGUGUGUGUGAUGCCUUGGUGGGGGGUGGGCAUUUUUAUUAAUUUUCUUUAAUUGUUAUUAUUAUUUUAAUAUUAAUUUAAUUUUUUUUAAUAUUAUUAUUAUUUUAUUAUUAUUUAUAUUUUUUUUGACCCCCUCCCUGCUUAAUACAUGGCAGGGAGGGGGGCUCUCAUUCCCUGGUGGUUUAGUGGCAUGGGCUGUGUAGGAGGGGGGCUGGCAGCAAGCUGUAACUUACCUUUCCUGCAGCUCCUGUCAGCUCCCUUCUCCUCCGUGCCGGUCAGCUCCCCUGUCAGCUCCCCUGUAAGUCUCGCGGUCUGAGUGCUGCGCGGAGUGUUGCCACGGUAACCCGUGGCAACGCUCUGACCCCGCGGCUCUCAUGAGACUUACAGUGGAGCUGACCGGACCGGAGGAGAGAGAAGGGAGCUGACUGGAGCUGCAUGAAAGGUAAGUUACAGUUCGCCGCCAGCCCCCAACCGGAACGCCGGGCUUGUAAUGAGCCCGGCGGUCCUGGUCUGUAUUAUGGCAAUGUAAGUUGCCAUAAUACAGACCUUGACUCGAGUAUAAAACGAGUGGGGGGUUUUCAGCACAAAAAAUGUGCUGAAAAACUCGUCUUAUACUCGAGUAUAUACAGUAUAUAUAUAUAUAUAUAUAUAUGUAAAAAAAAACAUCUCUUUGGAAUGCUCAUAUCAUAUCUUUCAAAAUUAACUUUUUGUAGGUGAAAAGUACGGGUUAACUUUCAAGUGAACUAUAUCGUAAUCAGUAAUGGCACCAUAUGCUUUGAUGCACCUAUAAAUGAUUCUCUUCCCUUCCACCUUCCACUGUUCUCAAUCUUGGUUUUUGUUUUUUGUUUUCCUGCCAGGAACAUUAAAUCACUGCUUUAUCCGCGAGUUUUUGCGCAAAUACAUUUGCAUAUAGAUGGGAGGGGUGAGAAUGCUAGAGGAAAGGGCUGACUCUCCAUUGGCUGAUGAACUAAUGGAUAUGUAAAUGAUUCAGCAGUGCGAUAUUGCGGGAAGUUUGCCUUGAAGGGACAGCGUCUGUAUAAAUUAGAAUUUUUGACAGAAUAGAAUGCCCAAGGUGGAAAAAGUGGAUAAUGUAAUUUAAAAUUACUGUCACCUAUACCGAUUUCUAUUCAGCUUAAAUAGACAGUACAACACAAUCAGAAGAUUGUAAGAACACUGAGAGAUGGUGUUUUUUUUUACAAUUUCUUAUUCUAAUAUUUGCCUUUAUUUUUCUGCCUUGCUUAGGUACCGGUGCUUGCAUUACGAAAUCACUUCAUAUCACAAAAAAAACAACUUAAUGUAAUCAGUGCAAUGCGCAACGGAGGGUAAUUUGUAAAGAACAAUGGCAGGGCACUGCAUGGAAACUGAUUUGCUUCGAAUUUUGCACCAGAACUUCUCUGCAUUAUACUGAGUAUCCGGUUUUGGACAUGGUGACAAAUUGCUCUGAGCUACACAGUGGUCUAAGCAGUUUUUUUUGUUUUUUGUUUUAACUAACUGCUGAGUUAGAGUCUAAAGUCCAGAGGAAAUCUUGCAAAAACUUUGGGUACUUUGAGUACACACAGAAUUCACCAAUCACACCAAAGGUUCCUCAAGUCAUGUCCCUCUUGCAUGUAGCACCAGAUUUAGAGAAUCAUGUUUAUCCCUCGUUUAGCAUCUCAGAGCACAUAUUAAUCAAUGUAUUUUGUGCUGACGUAGAUACAUCCCAUAUGAUAAAUGUCCCCACCACUAUGGCAGGACUUAACAUUUGUAAUCUUAUGCUACAAGCCAGGUCAUAAAAGUUACUCACCACCACAAGCUAUAGCAUACCCUUCUGGAGUGAAUUUCUACUUGACAGGGCUAUAUUUUCACUUGUAAAUUAAAUGGCUAGUAGAAAGUGGAAAUUCUAAGUCUUGACGGUGGUAUAGCACCCGAGUGUAGAGAAUAUUAUUGGAUGCUGCUUAUCUUGAGAGCACACCUCUAGAAAUCUCAUAUCCAUGGCAAUAUUCUAAUUUCAGACUUCAGAGAAGGAUAGUAACAUGAUAAUAUUGGUUUAAAAAAAAUCAUGUUUCACCUUUCAAAUGGUCUUACGUAAAACUUUUAUUGUGUUCGGUGCAAACGAUCAGAUCUUUCUUCACUGUGUAGAUCAACCCCAUUAGACUGAUGUUCCCUGGAUAAUAGGUGUAAAGAAAUACCUGGAUAAUUGGAAUGCAAUAUUACGCCACACAUACACACCACAAUAUAGGAGCUACAUGCAAAGGCAGGAUCCUUGGAGCCUCUUCCCCUCUCACAGUCCUCACUUCCUCUUUGCUCAUGUUGCAACCAAAUUCUCACAACUGCAUGAGAUUAAAGAGGGGUUUAAGAGAGAACCAGAGUUUGCAGUUGUUCCAAUUGAGUUUACAUUGAGUUCAUACAUGUAUGCAAAUUGCUGUACAUGUCCAUUUCUUUAACAUCAAUUUGUAAAAUCAAACGCCUGUUAUAAAGAAUAAAUGGCUACUUAGAUCAUGUGUACGGCAAUUUCCAUGAUCUGCCAAUCAAAAGCUUUUCUGUAGGACACAUCACAUUUUAUACUUCCCUAUUAGAAGCAUUGCAUGCACUCACAACAAAAUAGAGGAAAACAUUUGGAACAAGGAAAAUUCACUAUAAACCUGCUAAGCGGAAACCUUUUUUUCCAAAUUACUUAAUUGGAAAAAAUAUUUUUCUGUACUCUCGUUCCUCAUAGACUGUAAGCUCAUUUGUUUACGACCUUCUUCACCUCUUGUUUCUGUUAGUGUUUUGUAUGUCAAUUGCAUGUUGUAAAAUAUUCCUAUUCUAUAAUUGUGUAUAUAUUGCAGUAUGUUGGCGCUAUAUAAAUAAAAAUAAUGAUAUUUUAAAUUUUCUUAUCUUUUUUUUUUUUUUACUCAAAUCUAUCUUAAAAACUACAACCUAGAGAACGUUCUGUACAAAUAAAAUAUUUAAGUUUUUGCAUCAGCUCUAGGAGACCCCUUUUUGAGUUUCAAUUACAGCUACCUGAACAUUGUUUUACAUUUCUGUGCCACAUACAUUUGGAAAUAUCACACGAUUUGAAUCCCUUAAAUACCUUUGGUUUAAGAUCUGUCUGAGAUGUCAGGAACUGGAUUACCUCAUUUUUUAAACACUUCAUUGAGAAACCGGUGGAACUCCAUUAAACAGGUGUAGAACCAGGAGGAACCUUGAGAUUCAUGUAUGGUGUGAAUGUCAAAAGGUUUUGUCACUAGAGCUGACCCAAAACAUCAAAAGUGUUUCCAUUUCCUAAAACGUUACAUUUCCUUGGAGGAACACAUGCCCAGUAACACAAAAGAGGAGUAACGUUGACUCACAGACAUGAUCUAGUCUUGAAAAGAGGAGAUAUCUCUUCUAUGAGAAGAGGUGAUGAGGUCAGGUUCUGUUCCUUUGUCUCUGUUAAAAGAACUAUUCUAUGGCAUUCUCCUUAUCCCCUUAUUCUCACUUUCCUGGAUAUUUACACAGGUGAUCCAAGUCAUGUUAAGCCAUGUCUGUCACAUCUGGUUGGUAUUACGGUUUCUAAAACAAAUAAGUGGCCAGGAGCAAAAUUUAGAACAGAGAUAAUAAUUUAGAUCUCCCAUUAAAGCUACUUUGGGUUGGUGGGGGGAAUGUCAGAAUGCACUAUGUAUUAAAUUGACAUUAAAUAUGUGCUGAAUAAGGAUCUUUACAUUGUGAUGUUAUAGAUUUUGUAGAUAGAUAGAUACCAUUAUAGUCCCGUUAAACUACAUUAUGAAAUGAAUCUUCUACAUUUGAACAUUAUCUUUAGUUUAAUAAACUGAUAUUUUGUUGCAUUUUCCCCCCCGCAAGAUAGAUUUUAAAAUUGGAGUAUUAAUCAUGCAGUUUGUAUUUUCACAUUCCCAUGGGUUGUGGCCAAAUUAGAGUUUGUGGAUCACACUGCAUAUCUUGAAGUGAUACGAUGUGCAUAACUGCCAUCACGCUAAGUUCUCACCCAGUAGAUUCUAUUUGAGAUAUAUGAUAUUAUUCAUGCAUGGUAUUAUUUUCACCACCCAUUUCACGUCCCUGUCAUGUUUAGUCUAUCAAACUUCGCAGCAGACAUUAACCUGGUUUUAUUGUUCUAUUCUUUGGGUCCACGUAGGGUAAAGCAAACUGCUAGUGAUUUAUUAUGUGACAAACUCUAGAUAAAGUUUUUUUGUGUGUGUAAUACAUAGUCUGUGUGUUAGUAAUUAUCUUUCCAUACUCCCAGCAGCUUGAUCACAUAAAACUGAAAAUAAAUCUAUAUUUCUAAGAAUUGCAGUUCAGAUUAAUGAUAAUGAAUAUUAGUAACUCUAAAUAUAAAUCCCUACAAGGGACAUGAUGGCAAUGGCUUAGCUGGUGGGAAAGGUUAUCAGACUCUUCUUUUGGUUAUUAAAGCAAGAUUCCUCUCUGCGAGUUCCGCCAUGAUAAGAGUGGAACAUCGGGACAUCUUUACAAGAGAGAUGACUAUUGAGGGCUGGACACUUUCUUAAUGUCCUCGAUCCCGAGAUGCAGCUCUGCUUUGUAGUAAUUGUAAACUCAUUCAAAGAGCAUGUCACCAUUUUUCUGACCAUGUAUUAUUAUUAUUGCCAUUUAUAUAGCGCCAACAGAUUCCGUAGCGCUUUACAAUAUUAUGAGAGGGGAUUUAACUAUAAAUAGGACAAUUACAAAUAAACUUACAGGAACAAUAGGUUGAAGAGGACCCUGCUCAAUCGAGCUUACAUUCUAUAGGAGGUGGGGUGUAAAACACAAUAGGACAGGAAAUAGCAAUCAAAUAAGGUGGGCUGUCCUUUAGGAGAGGGCAAGAGACAGGUAUGUGAGGUAGGGGUUAGUCUUGGAGGCCAUAAGCUUUCCUAAAGAGAUGGGUUUUAAGGCACUUCUUAAAAGAUGCAAGACUAGGGGAGAGUCUGAUGGCGGGAGGCAGGCUAUUCCAUAGGAAGGGAGCCGCCCGCGAGAAGUCCUGCAAGCGCGAGUUGGCCGUACGGGUGCGGACAACAGACAGGAGGUGGUCACGGGCAGAGCGGAGAGACCGAGAAGGGACAUACCUAUGGAUCUGUGAGGAGAUAUAAGAGGGUCUAGAGUUGUUCAGUGCUUUAUAGGUGUGAGUUAGUGCCUUGAAUUGACUCCUAUAGUACACAGGAAGCCAAUGUAAGGACUGGCAGAGGGGUGAGGUGUGAGACUAGAGAGGAAAAUCAGUCUAGCAGCAGCGUUCAUUACAGACUGUAGGGGUGCAGUACGGCUUUUGGGAAGACCAAGCAGGAGAGGGUUACAAUAAUCCAUGCGGGAAAUUACUAGAGCAUGGACAAGCUCCUUGGUAGUAUCUGGUGCAAGAAACACCAUGUACAAUGGCUUGUGACACUACGUAUACAAAAUGUAUGCAAAUUGAAUUUAAAGUGAAUUGAAAAUUCAAGGUUAUGAUAAGUCGAUCUGGAAACUUUCUCUAAGUCAACUAUAAUUCCCGUUUAGCUACUUUGGACUUAAAUUUGAGAUUGACUUUGAAUUCUCCCUUUAGUGAAUGAUGCUGAUAGUGGUUACAUUGAUAGUGUACCCUACAUCAAUAGAGUAUAGGAUGCCAUGGGGUAAUAGAGUAUAGGAAUCGUAAGGUAUGUCCACAAAUGGACACUUGCAUUAUUUGGAGUCUAACAUCCAUCACCCUAACCAAACACCCAAUCACAACCUUAAGUAGUUCUUUAAUCUUAUGGUGAUGUUUUAGAUUAAACACUGUAAUUAUACUCUACUCUUAUGAAUGCAAAGGGCAGAGGAGAGAAUAUUUGAUAGAGUCCUAACCUCAACAUCUGAGAAAAGGGAUUUAGGGCUGAUUAUUUCUGAUGACUUAAAGGUAGGCAGACAAUGUAAUAGAGCAGCAGGAAAUGCUAGCAGAAUGCUUGGUUGUAUAGGGAGAGGUAUUAGCAGUAGAAAGAUGGAAGUGCUCAUGCCAUUGUACAGAACACUGGUGAGACCUCACUUGGAGUAUUGUACGCAGUACUGGAGACCAUAUCUUCAGAAGGAUAUUGUUACCUUAGAGAGAGUGAAGUACUAAACUGGUUCAUGGAUUGCAGGAUAAAACUUACCAGGAAAGGUUAAAGGAUCUUAACAUGUAUAGCUUGGAGGAAAGACAAGACAGGGGGGAUAUGAUAGAAACAUUUAAACACAUAAAGGGAAUCAACACAGUAAAGGAGGAGACUAUAUUUAAAAGAAGAAAAACUACCACAACAAGAGGACAUAGUCUUAAAUUAGAGGGACAAAGGUUUAAAAAUAAUAUCAGGAAGUAUUACUUUACUGAGAGGGUAGUGGAUGCAUGGAAUAGCCUUCCAGCUGAAGUGGUAGAGGUUAACACAGUAAAGGAGUUUAAGCAUGCGUGGGAUAGGCAUAAGGCUAUCCUAACUAUAAGAUAAGGCCAGGGACUAAUGAAAGUAUUUAGAAAAUCGGGCAGACUACAUGGGCCGAAUGGUUCUUAUCUGCCGUCACAUUCUAUGUUUCUAUGUUUCAAAGCGGUUAUGGUAUCACUCAGCUUUUGAAAUUUUUCAUAAGAGACAUUUUACCACUUUAUUUUGGUUGCUUACCUUGACAUGACUGAAUUGAGAAAUGGAAAAUAGGCAUAACUGUCAGCAAUAGUCCAAUUACUUCAUAAAAUGUGAUAGUAUUUUUUGAUUCUUAUUAUGGUCACUAAGUCCCACUUGAUCCUAAGCAGGUGAUCAGUUUGGGCACCCUUUUCACUUAAUACCUUCGUGCCUCAGAUACUCGCAUCUCCAGCCUUUCACACGUAUGUAAAAACAGUAAAUGUAGUUAGAGUCUAUUGAGGGUCUUUGUGUGAAUUCAGGGUUGAUAUUAAAUGUAAUGUCAGUGCAAAUAUAUCCUGCAUUGAUGCUGAGGAGUAAAUCCAGUGUGUGCUGGGGCCAGACCCCUCUCAGAAUCCCAGGCCCUAAGGUCAUAGGUCCCAUACCAUUGGUUUUGCUAUGUUUGGUAAACCUACCAUCCAACUAACAAGGUUUUUCUUCCUAUUUUUGCAGGUGAAGGUUUGGUUCCAGAACCGAAGGACAAAAUACAAGAGACAGAAGCUUGAGGAGGAAGGUCCAGAUUCUGAACAGAAGAAAAAGGGUUCUCAUCACAUCAAUAGGUGGCGAUUGGCCACAAAGCAACCCAAUGGAGAAGACAUUGAUGUUACUUCCAAUGAUUAGACAAAUGGAUUUCAAAAACUAGAAUAGAUUUCAGACUGCAAAUCACCCACGGACGUAACAGAGGCACAAAGUGGAAAACAAAUAUAAUAAACUGAGAAUCCGAUUGAGCUUAUCAAACACUGAGAAAAAUCAUUUCACACCUGUUAACAUGUAGGCCAGAAGUUGACCGGGGUAAUCAUCGGAAAUAGGACUCAUGCACUUGUCAUAGAAGAGGAGGAGGGCAGGUGGUCCAAACCUGCUGAUAACUCGUACAGACUUUUAUCAGUUGAACAUUGAUCACCAACUAAUGAGUACAAAUGUUCUCUUUCUCUAUCUUCUUUUUGGCCUCUCUUUUUCCCCUAAUUUUUUUUAAUUUAUUUUCUUUUCCUGAUAAAGUAAAAACAAGAAAAGCAAACAGUAGCUAUUACCAAUUUAGUGUGUAAAUGUGUG